GGCACUUUGCGACCUCGACGCUCCUGAAGAGGGCACUAAGGUCUAUCAUGCAACUUUGAUAGAUCUCCCUUGUCUCACAUCCAACUUUCGUCUGCGACUCCGCGAUUCCUCUCGUUUCAACUCAAUCAGUCCAUUACUCUACGCUACUUGCUCUUCUAUAACUUUAAUUAAUUCGAUCAAUACCCGAUUUUAUCAUAACGAAUAUAUCAAAUAAAUACACAAACCGCCACCAUGUCGUACCUACUCUACUCAAUCUCCGUCUUCUCCCUGAUCCUGGGAACCGUCCUCUUCUUCACUCGCGCCCGCUGGCUUCCCCACCUCCAGCAAAUACGACCGCGACUCCCUGGCGCCAACUACCUCUACUCACAACUUCCCAACAGCUUCGCCGACGAUAUCGAGGCCGGUCUGUCGAGUAGCAACUUUGACCUGUCGGGCAACGUUGAGGCGGGCGACUCGCGCGCAGGACUCGACGAUGCGGCCAAGGCUGAGGUCCUGGCCAUCAUGAAGAAGAGGAGGAUGAACUUUGACCAGGCGAGGAAGGUGUACAUGGAGAACCGAUUCAAGGCCAACGGUAUUGGUGCCGACGGACGACCGAGGGAUCCCAAGUUUGUGAGCUUUUCAUAAGCGACGGAUAACUAUCAAAGGCCUAUUACCACGCACUUUGGUUUCUUUAUUACAAAAACGGCGGCGGCUGAACUCGACCACCACUCGAAUACAACACGUUGCUCGACUCUACCACUAUUACGACGAAAUGCGCCUUGUUCAGAGAUGAACAUGGCCUCACCUCUACGUUGGCACACCGGAUGCAGUUUUCCUAUACUUGUCAAUUUCUUUAUGUUUUAUCACUUGGGAUUUUAUUGGUUUCGGGAAGAGGGAUCAGCGGUUCUCUACCAGAGGCCCAGCAGUCACUUGAAAGUCUGCGAGGCGAGGAGUUUAAGAGGAAUUAUUAUUAUAACACCAGGUCGGAGCAGACCUUUUUCCCAAUCAGAUCUUGGACUUUUUUCUCUUUUUGGUUUUCUAGUCUCCGAGUAUCAAAUAUGCAAAUCAAUCAGUCGUC
Fusarium vanettenii 77-13-4 is the source of this 1057-nucleotide messenger RNA. RefSeq lists its product as uncharacterized. The record is from RefSeq and is a predicted model, not a curated record. Lineage: Eukaryota; Fungi; Ascomycota; Sordariomycetes; Hypocreales; Nectriaceae. The transcript has a single exon. The coding region runs from base 232 to 624 and encodes 130 amino acids.